UAUGAACAAACCCUUUCACUUGCCGCAUGUCGUGCUCAUCACAGCUGUGCUUUAUUGGCAUAAAAUAAUUAUUGCGCCACGUCUUUCCACAUAACAUCACCAUGGUUCUCGACUUAGACCUCUUCCGCGCCGAUAAAGACGGUGACCCAGAUAAAAUUCGUGAAAACCAGCGCAAGAGGUUCAAAGAUGUGGGACUGGUUGAUACAGUGGUCGAACAAGACACUUUGUGGAGAAGAUUGCGCCACGAUGCUGACAACUUGAAUAAGCUGAAGAAUGUGUGCAGCAAGGAGAUCGGCCUGAAGAUGAAGAGCAAGGAGCCCGUGGGGCCGGAGGACCAGCCUGUGCCCGCAGAAGUCGCCGAUAACCUGAUCACCCUUACCGGCGAUCAGCUGAAGCCUCUAACUGUGAACCAAAUUAAAAAGGUCCGUGUCCUCAUAGAUGAAGCUAUAACAAAGAAUGACCAGGCUCUCCUAACAGCUGAGAAGACACGUUCAACUGCGCUAAGAGAAGUAGGCAACCAUUUACAUGCUUCUGUACCUGUGGAUGAUAACGAGGACAACAAUGCCGUUGAGAGGACUUUUGGAGACUGCACCAUGAAAAACAAGUACUCACACGUAGAUCUGAUCUGUAUGAUUGAUGGUAUGGACGGGGAGCGCGGCUCGGCCGUGGCCGGCGGGCGCGGGUACUACCUCAAGGGCGCCGCUGUCUUCCUCGAACAGGCUCUGGUGCAACUCUCUCUGAGGAUACUACUCAAGAAGGGGUACACCCCACUUUACACGCCUUUCUUCAUGAGGAAAGAUGUGAUGCAAGAAGUGGCGCAACUGGCGCAAUUCGACGAGGAACUGUACAAGGUUAUUGGCAAGGGGUCUGAGAACAAGGGUGACGCCGCGGUGGAAGAGAAGUACCUGAUUGCCACCUCGGAGCAGCCCAUUGCUGCCUACCAUAGGGACGAGUGGCUGCCUGAGGCUUCAUUACCUAUCAGGUACGCAGGUCUGUCGACGUGUUUCCGACAAGAGGUAGGGUCUCACGGGCGAGACACUCGUGGUAUCUUCAGGGUACAUCAAUUUGAAAAGGUAGAACAAUUCGUCCUAACAUCCCCUCACGACGACGCCUCUUGGAAGAUGAUGGAUGAGAUGAUAGGCAAUGCGGAGGAGUUCUGCCAAACUCUGGGCAUCCCUUACCGCGUGGUGAACAUCGUCUCCGGAGCACUGAACCACGCUGCGGCUAAGAAACUCGACCUAGAAGCGUGGUUCCCGGGGUCAGGGGCCUUUAGGGAACUGGUGUCCUGCAGCAACUGUUUGGAGUACCAAGCCAGAAGACUGCUCGUUAGAUACGGCCAAACAAAGAAGAUGAACGCGGCGACAGAGUACGUGCACAUGCUGAACGCUACCAUGUGCGCCACCACCAGGGUCAUUUGUGCCAUUCUGGAAGUGCAUCAGACUGAGGAGGGGAUCAAGGUCCCAGAAGCACUGAAGCCGUGGAUGCCUGAAGAGUACCAGGAGAUCAUCCCGUUCACGAAGCCCGCACCUAUCGACGUGGAGGCGGCUGCGGCUGCCAAGAAAGGCAAGAAACAGGAAAAGAAGUAGUCAAGCAUUUACACGGCAUUCCUACUCGCUAACUGCAUUUUAUUUAUUAUACAUGCUAAGCUAAAAGCUAUAUUUUGAUUAAAAUCUUCGCCAGGCUCGA
Molecule: messenger RNA, 1686 nt
Organism: Pectinophora gossypiella (pink bollworm)
Lineage: Eukaryota; Metazoa; Arthropoda; Insecta; Lepidoptera; Gelechiidae
Gene: SerRS
Product: serine--tRNA ligase, cytoplasmic
Exons: 8
Coding region: 102-1586 (494 amino acids)
Biological process (GO): seryl-tRNA aminoacylation
Cellular component (GO): cytosol
Molecular function (GO): ATP binding; serine-tRNA ligase activity; tRNA binding
Source: RefSeq, a predicted model, not a curated record